AUGGUUAAAGUUGCCAUCGCAGGAGGAACUGGGGUUGUGGGUAGGACCCUGGCGGAUGUACUUGCUGGACAGUCAAAGCAUGAGGGCAUUAUUUUAACUAGACAAGACCCUCAUGAUUCCGAACUUGCCCUACCCCAUUUUACAGUUGACUACAGUGACGUUGGCUCCUUGACAGCCUUCCUGGAGGAACACAAAGUGCACACAGUCAUUUGUGCAUUUGGUAUUAAUGCCAAAUCACUUGCCAUCUCCCAGAUGAACCUCAUCAAAGCCGCUGAUGCGUCUAGGGCAACCAAGCGCUUUAUCCCUAGUUCAUUCGCCAUUCCAUACCCUGAAGAUGGUCCAAAAAUCCUCCCGCCGCUUCAGUCCUACUUUGACUCCCUGGAUUACUUGUCAAAUACUCAUUUAGAGUGGGCCGUUGUCCAUAAUGGAACCUUUCUGGACUAUUAUUCCCCUUCUACGCUAAAGUCAUAUUACGACCAUGGCACCUUGGUCGUCGAUAUUCCCAAUGCAGCUGCUGGUAUUCCUGGCACGGGCAAUGAGCCAAUAACUUUAACAUACACCUUUGAUGUUGCGCGAUUUGUCGUCGCGGCUCUUGAUCUUCCAACAUGGCCACGAGAACUUCGGAUUAUUGGCGAUACAUUGACCUAUAAUGAGCUUAUUAGACUGGCUGAGAAUGCUAGAGGCGUCAAGUUUGACGUAAAGUACGACGACUUGGAGAUGCUCCGGAGCUUUCAAAUCACUGAACUGCCGGGACAUAAGAAGGACUACCCUAAGUUUCCCAGAGAGGUUCUGUUGCCGUUCCUAUCGAUCUUUCAGCGAUGGAUGGCUGAGGGGCUUGGCAAGGUGCCAAUGGAAGGCUCAUUAAAUGAGAAGUUCCCCAGCAUCAAGCCUCUGACUACCAAGGAACUGAUGAGUCAGUAUUGGAAAUAG
This is a messenger RNA of Fusarium odoratissimum NRRL 54006, 930 nucleotides long. RefSeq lists its product as uncharacterized. The record is from RefSeq and is a predicted model, not a curated record. Lineage: Eukaryota; Fungi; Ascomycota; Sordariomycetes; Hypocreales; Nectriaceae. The transcript is spliced from 3 exons. Bases 1 to 930 code for a protein of 309 amino acids.